UGUUCAGUUUGCGGCAACAAAUAUUUACGCUUCUCGCACGAUUAUUAACAUUAUUUAAAACGUACAUUCUUAACUGCUAUCUAAUCAGUGGCUUUCGCUUUGCGUUCAUUAGCCAAGCAAACAGAACUUUACCAUCACUUAUUCUGUUUGUCAUUGUUCAUUAGAUGCUUGUCCAAUUUGUUAGACAAUUUCCUUAAUACUGACCCCCGAUUAUAGCAAUUGAAAGCAUGUCAACCAAGUUCAAGUUUGCGAUUGACCGUGGUGGAACGUUCACUGAUGUCUUUGCACAAUGUCCCGGAGGAAAAAUCCGCGUUCUCAAGCUGCUGUCUGAAGAUCCGCAGCAUUACAAAGAUGCCCCAACUGAAGGAAUCAGACGGAUCCUUGAAGAGGAAACCGGCAAAGGAGUGGAUGUCGAUGGGAAUGUGGAUAACUCCAUGAUUGACUGGAUAAGAAUGGGAACCACUGUUGCUACGAAUGCGCUCCUGGAGCGCAAAGGGGAGAAAAUGGCUUUCGUCACCAACAAAGGGUUUAAGGAUAUUUUGCUGAUUGGAAAUCAGGCCAGGCCCAAAAUAUUCGAGCUGAAUAUUCGUCGUCCGGAUCUCCUUUACACUGAAGUCGCAGAAGUGGAUUGCAGAGUGAUCCCAACACUGGAGGGCCAGUGCGAAUUAGGGGACGUAGCAAGGAAGUGGAGAAUCGUAGAAGGGCAAACUGGGGAAAAGUUCUACGUGACUAGGGAGCUGGAUUCAGAAGCUGUGAAGAGUCGCCUGAUGGAAAUUAAGCAAAUGGGCAUUGACAGUAUUUCCGUAGCUCUUGCUCACAGCUACGCCUACUUUGAACAUGAGAAGCAAAUAGGAGACAUUGCCAGAAGAAUUGGUUUCACUCAUGUAUCUUUAUCACACGAUGUUAUCUCCAUGACGCGCAUUGUCCCCAGAGGCUUCACCUCAUGUGCGGACGCCUACUUAACACCUCAUGUGCGAAGAUACGUGGAAGGAUUCUGCAGCGGGUUCAAGAACAGUCUUAGAGGAACCAGGGUGCUGUUCAUGCAGAGUGAUGGAGGUUUGACUCCGAUGCAAAACUUUAACGGAGCGAGAGCGAUUCUUUCCGGUCCUGCUGGAGGCGUUGUCGGCUACGCAGUUACAACGUGGCAAAAAGAGACCGAACUACCGGUGAUAGGAUUCGAUAUGGGGGGCACUUCCACGGAUGUCUCAAGAUUUGCGGGCUCCUUUGAACAUGUAUAUGAAAGUACCACGGCUGGAGUGACCAUUCAGGCGCCCCAGCUUGAUAUCAACACGGUUGCAGCUGGUGGAGGCUCCAUGUUGUUUUUCAGGUCUGGGAUGUUUGUGGUUGGUCCAGAAUCAGCCGGGGCCCAUCCAGGGCCAGCCUGCUACAAAAAAGGAGGUCCAUUGACUGUGACUGAUGCGAAUCUCGUUCUGGGGCGACUGAUACCCGACUUUUUCCCCAAAAUAUUUGGCCCCGAUGAGAACGAGCCUCUGGAUAAAGGCAUCGCCUUCAAGGCCUUCCAGGAAUUAACUGAGGACAUUAACGGCUUUUUGCAAAACCAACAGAGCUCUGAGGAGAAGGGCUUGUUGUCUGUGGAGGACGUCGCUAUGGGGUUUAUACGAGUGGCCAAUGAGGCGAUGUGUAGGCCUAUUCGGGCCCUCACGCAAGGGAAAGGAUACGACACCUCCAGACAUGCACUGGCCUGCUUUGGAGGUGCAGGCGGGCAGCAUGCCUGUGCAAUAGCUCGAUCCUUAGGGAUGUCCACUGUGUUUGUUCAUAGAUAUGCAGGGAUAUUAUCGGCUUACGGGAUUGCCUUGGCAGACGUUGUGCACGAAGCCCAAGAAGCAUGUGCGAAGACAUACGCUGAGGAAAAUUUCGCCUACUUUGACGCUCGGCUGGACGCUCUGAAACGACAAUGUCUGCAGCAGUUGCAGGAGCAAGGAUUCCGCGACUCUGAUAUCGUUGUGGAGCCCUAUUUGCACAUGCGGUACGAUGGGACUGAUUGCGCCCUGAUGUGCGCCCCCACGCGCCCUCAGGAGGGUGAAACACCUACAAAACACGGCGACUUUCUGAGGUCCUUCAUCGCACGAUACAAGUCGGAGUUCGGCUUCGUGAUUGCAGAGAGGAAAAUCGUGGUGGAUGAUAUCAGAGUGCGCGGGGUUGGCAAAAGCGUUGCGGAUCAAGCCGCUCCAAUAGGAGCCUCCGCAGAAGCUCCAACCCCCAUUACAACAGCAAAGGUGUUCUUUGGGAAAAGUUACUUUCAGACCAAAGUGUACCAGUUGAAGGAUCUGAAGACAGGCCAGGAGUUAAAAGGUCCCUCUAUUAUAAUGGACCAACUGUGCACCAUCCUGGUGGAACCGGAAUGCACUGCAGUGAUAUCAAAAUACGGCGACAUCAAAAUCACCAUCGGGUCGGGAAAACUGAGGGAAAUCGGCCCCGAGCUGGAUUCCAUCCAGCUAAGCAUCUUCAGCCAUCGGUUUAUGAGCAUUGCGGAGCAAAUGGGCAGGAUUCUGCAGAGAACGUCCAUAUCGACGAACAUCAAGGAGCGGCUGGACUUUUCCUGUGCCUUAUUUGGUGCCGACGGCGGAUUAGUAUCGAACGCCCCUCAUAUUCCGGUACAUUUGGGAGCCAUGCAAGAAGCCGUGCAAUUUCAGAUGAAAACCAGGAAGAAUUUCCUUCCUGGGGAUGUGAUUCUUUCGAAUCAUCCAGCGGCAGGAGGAUCGCACUUACCCGACUUCACCGUCAUUACUCCAGUGUUUUAUCAAGACUUGAAAGAUCCGAUCUUUUUUGUGGCUUGUCGUGGGCAUCACGCAGAUAUAGGCGGCAUAACGCCAGGCUCGAUGCCGCCCCAUUCUACCAGUUUACAGCAGGAAGGCGCGGCUUUUAAAUCCUUUUUGCUGGUCGAAAAGGACCGUUUCAUGGAGGCAGAAUUCACCGAUGCAAUUAAGCAGGCUGGAGGGCGGAACCUGCAUGACAAUAUAUCGGAUCUGAGGGCCCAGGUCGCUGCCAACAAGAAAGGAAUCGAUCUGGUUAACGAGCUGAUAGACCAGUAUGGUUUGGAUGUGGUGCAAGCUUACAUGAACCAUAUCCAGGCCAAUGCUGAAGUUGCUGUGCGCGACAUGUUGCGGCAAGUAGCUAGAGAUGCAGUUGCUAGAACAGGCAGCGCCAGUCUGCACUUUUUGGACCAUAUGGACGAUGGUUCGCCUAUCAGUGUUACAGUGUCUUUGGAUGAGAAAGAAGGAUCGGCCUUUUGUGAUUUCAACGGCUCCGGACCCGAAGUAUGGGGUAAUUGCAACGCCCCCCGGGCAGUCACACUUUCAGCACUAAUUUACUGUUUGCGGUGCAUGGUGGGCCACGAUGUUCCCUUGAACCAGGGAUGUUUGACUCCAGUCAAAGUGCAAAUUCCCAAGGGAUCCAUUCUGGAUCCGAGCGACGAUGCUGCAGUGGUUGGGGGCAAUGUGUUAACUUCACAACGCAUUGUAGAUGUUGUGCUGGGAGCCUUCCGGGUCUGUUCAGCUUCACAAGGCUGCAUGAACAACAUUACGUUCGGAAACCAGUUUUGGGGCUGCUAUGAAACCGUAGCUGGUGGAAGUGGAGCUGUGGUGAGUCCGGUUCCAGAGGACUCAAUCUUCUGAUUAGAGCGGAUGGCCGGACGAUUAAUCUUGGCCCGAAAACGAGUGUCAUGGUACAAGCUGGGGACACAUUCAAGCUUCAAACACCUGGCGGGGGUGGUUUUGGUGUUCCAGGCACUUCUAGGGAUGGAAAAGGUCCGGCAGGAUCCAGAAAAAACGAAUUUGUUGAGCGCGGCAGCGUUUACGAAUAUCGAAUGGCCCAAGAAGGAGUCUGAUUGUAGGCCGUCGCUUGUCUGCAUGGCUGCUCAUCGGGCCGCAUGAGGUUCCAUUCAUAUUGCUCGAGGCCUUUGCAUUAGGUGUUUGAAUACUGCUUUGUUUUGCCAGGAUUAAAUAAUGAUUUGUUGUUGA
Dendroctonus ponderosae (mountain pine beetle) is the source of this 3980-nucleotide messenger RNA. RefSeq names its product 5-oxoprolinase. Gene Ontology annotation, biological process: glutathione metabolic process. The record is from RefSeq and is a predicted model, not a curated record. NCBI's taxonomy places the organism in Eukaryota, Metazoa, Arthropoda, Insecta, Coleoptera, Curculionidae. Gene Ontology annotation, molecular function: 5-oxoprolinase (ATP-hydrolyzing) activity. Gene Ontology annotation, cellular component: cytosol.